Molecule: messenger RNA, 468 nt
Organism: Aspergillus lentulus
Lineage: Eukaryota; Fungi; Ascomycota; Eurotiomycetes; Eurotiales; Aspergillaceae
Source: RefSeq, a predicted model, not a curated record
AUGAAGAUCACCACUGCCAUUGUCUCUUCCCUCCUCACCGUCUGCGCCGCCGCGUUUGACAAGAACCAGCCAUGGGGAAAACGCGACUACCCCUGCAUCAACGUCUUUCAAGGUCUCCCCGAUAAUGCCACCGUGGGUUUCGGCGACAAGAUCGAGUUUCGCUGGAAUCGCAACCCGACAGGCCACUGCCCUGAUCCUCUGUGCGAGUAUCCUGGCAGCGACUACAAGAUCGUGAUGUAUAACAACCCCCAGCCUGGCCCCACUGGGGUCAAUGCUGAACAGACAGUCAUUCUCUAUAGAGGGAUUAAGGAGGAGGAUGGAAAAUUCAGGGCCCAGAUCCCGAAGUCACUACCUGAUGUCGAGGAUGACUCGCUGUGGUAUUUGCGGAUCGAGACGGUUUUGGAGACGGCGCCGCAGAUGCCAACCUUGUUCAAUGCGGCUGGUCCUUUUACCGUCGAGAACUACUAG